AUCAGCGUCCGCCCACUUGCCCCACGCCAGAUUUACGCAAAAAGGGGCAGCAGCGAUGGAUGCGUACGUCAACGGAUGCUUCCUUCCCCGGCGAGCCAGCCCAACCAACGAGAGACGACCGAGACGACGACGCGUGGGUCCUUCCGCCUUGUGCUCCUCGUCCCUCCUCCAUUGGCCCCCCCAACCCCACCCCACACCCACCUUUCUGCCACGACUAGAUUACAGAGGCCGCACUACUAGUAGUAGUACCACCACCAAGUGUUUGCCAUAUUACCCCUGUGAAACUCCAUCUCCUCCCGUUUUCCAUACCGUUCUUCCCCCUUCUCCUUCCUCCGAUUUCCGGUUGCUUUCUUCCCCCGGAUUGGACCUGGAGUUGUUUAUUUAUUAGCGCACGUACGGCUUGCGCAGGAGUCGCUGGAGAAUUUAAUAUUGGCAAAAGGCGGUUUUUUUACUGGGUAUUUCCGUUGUUUGGUGCUAUAUGAUCCUUGGCAGCGGCUGGGAUGCCAACGCCGGUUGAUAACGCGCUUACUUGCCUUGCGGCCGAAGCCGCUGCCGCACUCAACGACGCCGUUGGUGUCGCCCGUCGCCGCGCGCACGCCCAGACCACCUCCCUCCAUGUUGUUUACGCCCUUCUUGUCUCUUCUUCCUCCUCUUCUGGCGGAGGAGGUCCGAACGGUGGCGAAUCGGUUGCUGCGUGUUCGAUUCUGCGUGAUGCGCUGUCGCGGGCACGGAGCUCGGCGUACUCUCCAAGGCUGCAGUUCAAGGCUCUGGAACACUGUUUCGGGCUGGCGCUCGAGCGGCUGCCAUCGACUUCUACGACGACGAGUCGUCAGGCGGCGGAGGGGGCCGAGGAGCCGCCGGUCUCGAACUCACUCAUGGCGGCGAUUAAGCGAUCGCAGGCGAACCAGCGAAGGAACCCUGACUCGUUCCACUUUUAUCAGCAGCAGCAGAGCGCUGCCGCACCCGGGAGUGCAUCGUCGUUCUCUGGUGUGAAGGUGGAGCUCCAGCAUCUAGUGCUCGCGAUCUUGGAUGACCCCGUGGUGAGCCGGGUGUUUGGAGAUGCCGGGUUUUGCAGCACGGACAUAAAGCUCGCUAUCCUCCGCCCUCCGCCGCCCAUCCUCCGCUUCCCCCGUGCGGCCAGGUGCCCGCCGCUGUUCCUAUGUAAUUUCUCGUCGGGGGAUGGAUUCGAGGCGACGCUUACCUCCGGGCGGUUCGUUUUCCCCUUCGAUGCAGCAACACAGCUCUGCUCCGACAGCAGCGAGGAAAACUGCCGGAGAAUAGGGGAGAUCCUUACCCGAAAGAUGAGCGGACGGAACCCUAUGCUGGUCGGUAUAGGCGCUGGUGAGGCAGCUAGAGACUUUGCCCAGGCCAUCAAACGGCAGAAUUGGGUGAUUCUGCCGCCGGAGCUCCGUGGAAUAAAGUUUUUGAGCAUUGAAAAGGAGGUGGCCGAGCUUGGAAACUGUGGCUUCGAGCAGUUGACGAUUGCUACUCAAUUGGAGGAGUUGAAUGAGAAGCCAGAGUCGUCAGGGGUGGUCUUGAACAUUGGGGAUUUGAAAGGAAUUGUGGAAGUCAGCGUUGAAUGCCAUGAACAGGAAAGCUGCUUGGUUUUGGAGCUCACGAGAUUGUUGGAAGUCUACCAUGGGAGGUUAUGGUUGAUGGGAUGGUCGGCAACAUAUGAGACAUACAUGAAGUUCUUAUCCAAGCAUCUGAUGCUCGAUAAAGAUUGGGAUCUGCAGUUGUUGCCAAUCACUUCGGUUUGUACUUCGAUCGGUGGAUCCAUUCCUAGAUCUCCAAGCUUGGAGUCAUUUGUUCCAUUAGGAGGGGUUUCCCCCACGACAUAUGAGUCAAAAGGCCUGUUCAGCAGUGUGUAUCCAUCGAUGUUCCACUAUGAGCCUUGUUAUGAUUAUGGCAAGUACGAACAUGAAUCUGUAAAUAUUAACAACCAUCCAGCUUCAGUUGAUGAUAAAGAAUAUGGGAACAUGCCCUUUUGGUUACGCAAAGCCUCUAAGGUUAACUUGAAUGAUGAAGAAGAUGCAACAAAGGCUAAAGAUGAUAAGACAGUUCUGAAUGCUAAACCUCUUAAUCUUCACAAAAUGUGGAAUGAUAGUUGCCGAUGUUUCCAUUCUGAUUACCUAAAAACCAAUAUGGAAGAUUUUCCUGCUGUUUGUUGUGUUUUUGACACAGAGAAGUCUUGCAAUGAGAAUUUGGAAAAUCCUGAUGAUGCUCCAAGACGAAAAGGGUUUGAAAUUUCAUUUCCUAUUGGUGUAUGCACAAACAAAAUCACCAUUGGUGAUGAUAGUAUGUCUGUGCCUUCACUUAUGGAACUGGGAAAUAAGGAUUUGUUGUCAAAAUUUCCAGACAGACUUUCAAGAAGUGAAGAAUUUCAGAGAGACAGCUUCCUUUCUCACCAAGAUGAUGGUCAUACUUCACCUUCCUCUGUAACAUCAGUGAUAACAGAUUUGGUUUUGGGAACUCGUCAUGAGCCUAUUAACGAUAAUGAUAGUCCUGCUUUUCAACUACAAAAAGAUAAUUCUGAGUUCUCUGGUUGUUUACUGUCCAUGAAGCUUCAAUUGGUCGACGAAAAUGGAUUAGAACUACAAAAAGGUCAUUCCAAGUUGACUAGUUGUUUGCCGACAAGUAAAGUUGAUAUGGUCGAAGGAAAUAACCUAGAUUUUCCUGUUGAAUCCUUUUCUGGCUCUGCCCAUCAAGAUUACCAAACAAAGAGUACCCAUCCCUUUGUUCCAACUCGCUUAUUCUCACAGAGCUCAACUGAUUGCAUUUCUGUAUAUGAUAAACCCCCACUCAUCUCAUCAGGUACACAUCAGGCACUUGACUCCAGUAGUUAUAAACUAUUUUAUACUAGUCUCAUGAAAAAGGUUGGCCGUCAAGAAGCAGCAGUGAGUGCUGUUAGUCAAGCUAUAAUCUCCUACAAGAAUGGCCAAAGGCGUCGCGGAGCAAUCCUGAGAGGAGAUAUUUGGCUUAAUUUUCAUGGUCCAGAUAAGAUUGGAAAGAGGAAAAUGGCAAUGGCUCUUGCAGAAAUGUUAUAUGGAAGCAAAGAAAACUUUGUGUGCAUUGACCUAAGUUGCCAUGAUGGUAUUCCCCAUCCCAGAACCAUCUUUUUGCAGCAGGAUGUCAAGGGAAAUGGCCACUUUAGAGGAAAAAUGAAUGUUGAUUAUAUCGCUGAAGAGCUAAGCAGGAAACCACAGUCUGUUGUAUUCCUUGAAAAUGUGGAUAAAGCUGACUUGCUUGCUCAGAACAGCUUAUCUCAGGCUAUCCGAACUGGCAAGUUUCCUGAUUCUCACGGAAGGCAAUUUAGUAUCAAUAAUGUUGUAUUUGUCUUGGCUUCCUCAAUCACUCAAGGUCAAACCUCUGAUAGGAAAGAUUGCACUAGUUUUUCUGAGGAUUCUAUUUUGGCUGCUUGCUCUUGGCAGAUGAAAAUCCACUUAGAACCUUCUCAAGAGGCUACUAAUAGCUCAAGAACUAAUAAGCCCCCCUUUGCGACAAUUCCAAAAUUCAGGAGGUAUCAAGUAUACCUAAAUUCACACUCGCUUUCUGUAAGUAAGCGCAAGUUGAAUGUCUCUGAUGGCUGCAAGACCCAGUAUGGAACUUUGAUGCCCGCGAAAAGGGUGUUCAAAACUGUAAAACCUUUCUUAGACCUGAAUCUGUCUGUGCAAGAGCUGGAAGCCUAUGAUGACGAUUCCACUGGUCAUGAAGGUCUCAGUUUGGAAUUUUCUAAUGGAUGGAUGGAAGACUUGCUCAACCUAGUAGACGUGGUGGUGGACUUCAAGCCCAUUGAUUUUGAUGCCCUUGUCGAUAGCAUAUUGGGGGACAUAAGCAAUAUCUUUCAUGGUGUUUUUGGCUCAGAUUGCUUGUUGGAGAUAGAUCCCAAGGCUAUGGCAGAGAUAAUCGCAGCAGCGACAUGGUCAUCAGAAAACAAAGGAGCUUUGAAUGAUUGGCUCGAUCAAGUUCUUGGUAGGAGUUUCACUGAGGCAAGGUGCAGGUACAACCUGUCGGAUCACAGUACUCUCAGACUUGUUGCUUGUGAAAAUGCAUUUGUUGAGAAGCAUGCACCUGGAAUCCUUCUUCCUUCAACAAUUAUCCUAAAUUAACAAUUCAUAGAUUGCAAUAACUGUAUAAUUUAGUAUCAGUUAAUAAUUUGUGAAAUAGCUGAAUGUCAUUAGUCCCAUUGCUUCUGUGCGAGAUUGUCAGAUUAGCUUGUAUUGUGUAAAUCCAAUAGUUUGGAGUUAAGGAAAGUUUGUUGUAGUUGCUCUGAUAAAUUAAAAUAAUUUUAUUAAAUCA
This is a messenger RNA of Zingiber officinale, 4299 nucleotides long. RefSeq names its product protein DWARF 53-like. The record is from RefSeq and is a predicted model, not a curated record. The transcript has 3 exons. Gene Ontology annotation, molecular function: ATP hydrolysis activity; ATP binding. Lineage: Eukaryota; Viridiplantae; Streptophyta; Magnoliopsida; Zingiberales; Zingiberaceae. Bases 501 to 4109 code for a protein of 1202 amino acids.